This is a messenger RNA of Prunus armeniaca (apricot), 693 nucleotides long. NCBI's taxonomy places the organism in Eukaryota, Viridiplantae, Streptophyta, Magnoliopsida, Rosales, Rosaceae. The record is from the annotation of a GenBank genome assembly.
AUGGAAGAUGAGAGGCUAAAUGGGCCAAGUGGAGGGAGCCCAGAAAACCCAUGUGGUGUAAAGAGCAGUGCAAGUAGCAAUAACAACAGCGGCAAUAGCAAUUAUAAUAACAAUAACAAUAGCAAUAAAGAGCAAGAUAGAUUCCUCCCCAUAGCAAAUGUUGGUCGCAUUAUGAAGAAAGUGAUCCCAGGCAAUGGGAAAAUCUCAAAAGAUGCAAAGGAGACUGUUCAAGAAUGCGUCUCUGAGUUCAUAAGCUUUGUCACAGGAGAAGCUUCUGAUAAAUGCCAGAGAGAAAAGAGGAAGACCAUCAACGGUGAAGAUAUCAUCUGGGCCAUCACAACCCUCGGAUUUGAGGACUAUGUACAUCCAUUAAAGCUCUACCUCCAGAAAUAUAGAGAACUUGAAGGGGAAAAGCUAAAUGUUCCAAAGCAACAAAGAUUGGAACAAAGGCAGCUGCAGCAACACCAACAAAACCACCACCACCAGCAACCAGAACAACAAGAACAACAAACUUUAGUAUCUGCUUACGAUAAUAGUGUAUAUUCUUCCACCAAUCUCCUCUCUCAGCCAUCUUUCAUAGCCGCUGCCGCCGCGGAUCAUCAUCAGACAGCCUUCUCUUUGCCCUUCUCCCCAACUUCAAUUCAAAAACAAUUGCACCCACAAGAUCAUAUUGAUUCAGUGGGGCAUUGGUAA